This is a messenger RNA of Galleria mellonella (greater wax moth), 713 nucleotides long. Its product is annotated as superoxide dismutase [Cu-Zn]-like. Lineage: Eukaryota; Metazoa; Arthropoda; Insecta; Lepidoptera; Pyralidae. Gene Ontology annotation, molecular function: superoxide dismutase activity; copper ion binding. Gene Ontology annotation, biological process: removal of superoxide radicals. The coding region runs from base 78 to 689 and encodes 203 amino acids. The record is from RefSeq and is a predicted model, not a curated record. The transcript has a single exon.
AUAUAAGAAAAUUAGCUCGCAUGGUAUUAUAUUCGCACCAGGGAAUUUGAACGCACAUAUCCACUGAGUUAAUUAAAAUGAUUUUAAAUCUGAUAUUGUUAUUACUCGUUAGUAUUACGAGUGGUGUACAUGGUGAUGCAAGAAGUGCCAUAGCUAAUGUUAGAUCAGUAAAUAUAACCGGCGAUAUAAUAUUCACGGAAGUUGAUGGGGGACUCCAAGUCUCCGGUAUAAUAACACAUCUCGAGCCAGGCAAAUAUGGAUUCCAUGUGCACGAGUUGGGUAACAUAGCUACUUGUAUAGACACUGGAGCACACUACAACCCAGACGACACAAAUCACGGCGGAAGAAAUCAUACAGUGAGACACGUAGGUGAUCUAGGGAACAUUGUUGUUAAUGAUACAGGCAUUGCGGUCUUGGACUUUGUAGAUUCAGUAAUAGCGCUACGAGGUCGAAACAACAUCUUGGGACGAGCUGUAGUGAUUCACGAAGAAGAGGACGAUCUGGGUUUGGGCGGCGAUGAGGGAUCACUCAGUACUGGUAACGCGGGAGGACGUGCUGCUUGUGCCACCAUCGGUAUACUGUCACCAGCGGGCCCAUGGAAUGCAGCUACAACAGUUAUUCCGUCAUUAACGGUACUAUUUUUACUUGUUUUAUUAUGUAUCACACAAAUAUUCCAAACUAUUUAUUAAGUAAAUACAUUCGUUUGGAAUUAA